Messenger RNA from Dovyalis caffra, 246 nucleotides. NCBI's taxonomy places the organism in Eukaryota, Viridiplantae, Streptophyta, Magnoliopsida, Malpighiales, Salicaceae. The record is from the annotation of a GenBank genome assembly.
AUGGGAGAGAAGACUUUGUUUGUGAGCCUGAUAUGCAGUAAAGCUGGAGACGCAAUGAUUAAGAUUUUCGAGGUUUUUGAAUCCUUGAAGCUGAAAAUCAUUACAGCAAAUGCCACAAUUGUCUCAGGGAUGAUCAAGAAGACAGUAUUGAUAGAGGUAGAUGUGGAAGAGAAAGAUCUUCUGAAGAUGAAAAUUGAAAGAGCUAUUUCUGCUUUAAGUGGUCCGUAUAAUCUUAUGAGCAUGUGA